GCAAUGGAAGGUGACAUUUGUCGGGUGUGCCGCUGCGAGGCACAAUCCGACCGGCCCCUGUUCCAUCCGUGCAUCUGUACCGGCAGCAUCAAGUGGAUCCAUCAGGACUGCCUGAUGCAGUGGAUGCGCUACUCACGCAAAGAGUACUGCGAGCUGUGCGGGCACCGUUUUUCCUUCACGCCCAUCUAUUCGCCCGACAUGCCACGCGUCCUGCCACUGAAGUACGUCGCCAAGGGACUGCUCAGUUCGGUCGGGACGGCCGUCAAGUAUUGGAUACACUACACGCUCGUCGCACUUGCCUGGCUUGGUAUCGUGCCACUGACGGCGUACCGUACGUAUCGGUUUCUGUUUUCCGGCUCGAUCGAAAUGGUCCUGACGCUACCGAUCGAUAUGUUUUCGACGGAGAACAUUACCAUCGAUGUGUUUAGGGGAUGUUUUGUCGUUACCUGCACACUGUUUACCUUUAUCGGGUUGGUGUGGUUGCGGGAACAAAUCAUUCACGGUGGUGGUCCUGAUUGGCUCGAGCGUGAUGAUCCGCAGGUGCCCGAAGCAGCCGCCAAUGGAAAUGGGCCAGCGAAUGUGCGUCAACCCGAAGCCGAAGUUAAUGAUGAUGAUGCGGCCAAUAAUAAUAACAACAACAACAAUGAUGAUAACAACAACGAGGAAGAGCAUAACAACAACAAUAAUAAUAAUUUUCUCGAUAACAAUCUGCUCAACAAUCGUAACGCAGCGGAUGAGCCGCUCCUGCACGGACAGCCCGCACCCCCCGUACCGGAGGCGGAACCGUUGCGCCGUCCGGCCCAUCAGCGGAUAAACUUUGGCGAACCGCCCGCAGACAAUGUGCCAAUAGAUCCGGCAGAACCACCACCACCGCCGCCGGUGGCGGACGAACCGCCUGAAGCCGUCAUAAACGAACCGGAAGCGGAAGCUGCCGCCGAUGAAGCGAACUGGAACCCGAUGGAAUGGGAGCGGGCAGCGGAAGAGCUAACGUGGGAACGAUUGCUCGGGCUGGACGGUUCGAUGGUAUUUCUGGAGCAUGUUUUCUGGGUCGUAUCGCUAAAUACCGCCUUCAUCGUGCUGUUUGCAUUCUGUCCUUACUCGAUCGGUAAUUCGCUCAUUUCGUUCCUUGGCCUUAGUGCACCCGGCAAGCAGCUAACGUACUUCCAUGGAUUGCUAACGACCAUGCUCGGGUACUGUGUGAUUGGUAUAACGCUAGUAAAAUUGCAUGCCAUCGCACGGUUUCUACGCUGGCGCAGGCAACGGCGCAUUCUCGGCCUGUGCUACAUCGUGGUAAAGGUUUCGCUACUGUCCGUGGUGGAAAUCGGUGUCCUGCCGCUCGUUUGUGGCUGGUGGCUUGAUAUCUGCUCGCUGCCAAUGUUUGACGCUACGCUGAAGGAUCGUAAAGCGAGCUUUAAGGUGGCGCCCGGAACGUCCCUAUUCAUUCACUGGAUGUUUGGCAUGGUGUACGUGUACUACUUUGCCUCGUUUAUUGUGCUGCUGCGUGAAGUCCUACGGCCGGGUGUGCUGUGGUUUUUGCGCAAUCUCAACGAUCCCGAUUUUAGCCCCAUCCAGGAAAUGAUUCAUCUUUCGAUUUUGCGCCACAUGCGACGUCUGAUAUCGUCCGCAACGAUUUUCGGUUCGGCCGUGCUGCUAAUGCUUUGGGCACCGAUACAAAUCCUCAAAACUUUCUGGCCAACAUUCCUACCUUACACGCUGUCGGGUGAUUCGGAAGUAAAUGAGCUUAGUUUGCAGUUGCUGUUGUUACAGUUUGUGCUGCCCAGCUUCUUCGAACAAUCGCACACCCGUAUCUGGCUGAAGGGUUUGGUGCGCAUCUGGUGCAACGUAGUGGCCCGUAUGCUCGGCAUCAAGAGCUAUCUGCUCGGGGCGGACCCGCAGCCGAACGAGGACGAUGCGGUACCACCAAGACAGCAGCCCGAUGCAGGCGCCGGACUAGCUGCCGCCCAUCAAGCGAUCAUGCAGCGAGACGUACCGGUCGGUUUUCAACCUUACGAAAGACCUCAGUUCUUUGCGAUACGGCUAAUAGGACUGUUGGUGCUAAUGUGCAUCAGUCUAGCGAUUGGAUCGCUUGCCGUGCUAACGGUUCCAGUAUGGAUUGGGCGGUACGGAAUGGCACUCGGUUCGAUUGGGUCAUCAAACAUUGCACCACCGCCGAGCGCGGUUAGCAGCACGGAAACACCUGCCCGUCCGCACGAACUCUACACCGCAGCUAUUGGAAUGUAUCUUUGCUGGCUAAUCUCACGUGGCAUUGCCCUGGCGGUAAACCUAUUGCCCCAGGGAAGGGCUGCCGUUAUUGCACGCAUCAAGCACUGGAUGUCGAUCGCAACUUCGUACGCGAUGGCCAUGAUCGUGUUUGUGCUAAUGCUCGGUGUUAUACCGCUCAUGUUCGGACUGUUGCUCGAGCUGGUCGUGGUAAUACCGUUGCGUGUGCCGCCGGAUCAAACACCCGUCCUGUUCCUUUGGCAGGAUUGGGCACUGGGUGUCCUUUACACCAAGAUUGCCUGUGCCCUCACGCUGAUGGGUCCGGACUGGGCGCUUAAGCGUGCGAUCGAACAAGCGUACCGGGACGGGUUGCGUGACAUGAAUCUUAACUUUAUCGUACGUGAACUCGGCAUACCGGUCAUCACGUGUUUCGGGCUAGCGUUGGCCGUCCCUUACGUGAUCGCACACUCGAUCCUGCCGCUGUUCUUUGCCAAUCCGCUCACGCGAACCUUCUUAGCGCGCCAGAUCUAUCCCUUCUUCCUGCUGAUCGCGUUCGUGAUCGGCAUCCUGGUGCUGCAGGUGCGUCAGUUUAAGAAGCUGUACGUGGCGAUCAAAAAUGACAAGUAUCUUGUCGGACAGCGGCUAGUGAACUAUGACCAUCAGCGCAAAAAGCGACGCCCAUCGGUUGUAGCGGGUGAGGAAGAACCGUCGUCUGGUGCGGCGACGGCGGAUCGACCUCGGGAUGAUGCGGCGGCAACCUCAUCGGCUGAACAAACCAACCAUGAUGGGUCGAUGACAACAGCAACAACGUCAACGGUUACCGAUGAUCCCAGCAGCAGCAGCAGCAGCAGCGAUCGCAUACGUGUUGCAAUGGAAGCGCUACAGUAA
Molecule: messenger RNA, 3108 nt
Organism: Anopheles maculipalpis
Lineage: Eukaryota; Metazoa; Arthropoda; Insecta; Diptera; Culicidae
Product: E3 ubiquitin-protein ligase MARCHF6
Exons: 3
Coding region: 4-3108 (1034 amino acids)
Cellular component (GO): endoplasmic reticulum membrane
Molecular function (GO): zinc ion binding
Source: RefSeq, a predicted model, not a curated record